GACGAGGGGCCCUCCCGCGGGAGAGCCGGCGCGCCGCGCCACGGCCGCGUCGUUCACUCGUCCACGGGCACGCACGCGCGACACGGCGCGUGCGUGGCCCGCCCAUACACUUUUUUUACGCACACCAGUUUUGGAUGCAGUCAGUCCCCGGACGGUUCUCCGGGGCAGCGAGCGCACGUGCGCAGAGUUGUUUUGUCUCUCGUGCUCGGACGUCUGAGGCCGAGCACGCCGCGGGCGGCGAUCGGACGUGGUGUCUCGGCGCGCUCGCGUCCCGACGCCGAGCGCGCUGUUUCCCCCCCCCCCCACCCCCCCCCCAGCGUCCGUGCACGGGCGUACGGCCCUGA
This is a messenger RNA of Prorocentrum cordatum, 344 nucleotides long. The record is from the annotation of a GenBank genome assembly. Lineage: Eukaryota; Dinophyceae; Prorocentrales; Prorocentraceae.